This is a messenger RNA of Tripterygium wilfordii, 2446 nucleotides long. Its product is annotated as splicing factor U2af large subunit B-like. Gene Ontology annotation, cellular component: commitment complex; U2AF complex; nucleus. Gene Ontology annotation, molecular function: pre-mRNA 3'-splice site binding; poly-pyrimidine tract binding. Bases 157 to 1962 code for a protein of 601 amino acids. The record is from RefSeq and is a predicted model, not a curated record. Lineage: Eukaryota; Viridiplantae; Streptophyta; Magnoliopsida; Celastrales; Celastraceae. Gene Ontology annotation, biological process: mRNA processing. The transcript is spliced from 14 exons.
GCACCUUACGUCGGUUCCUCAAUAUAAAACGCCAGAAACCCCUAGUAGUUUGAACCCUAGAAUUCUCGGAAGUCUCCCUUACGGACGAAGCUGAGCUCGUACUUCAGAGAGGAAGAAAAUCAAAAGAGAUCGAGAGUGUGAAAUAGACAUUCGGAAAUGACUGAAUACGAAGGAAGAUACGAAGGGAACGGGGGUGGUGAGGAAUUUGAUAACAACUACCCUGCUGGCUUCUCCCCACAGCCUCGGGCUAGCAGCCACGGCCAUGGCGGUGCCGAUGACCACAGCGAUUCCAAAUCUCAGCAUGGGUCUCGUGAUUAUGAAAGAGAAUCUUCCAAAAGUAGGGAGAAGGAUAGAGUAAAACGUGAGGAGGACCGGGAGAGGGAUGGGAAUCGUGAAAGAAGUAAGGAUAUGGAUAGGGAGAAAAGCAGGGACAGGGAGAGGGACCGCGACAAGGAUCGUGACCGCCAUCAUAGGGAUAGCCAUAGGGAUCGUAGUGACAGGAGGGAGCGAGGAAGAGAUAGAGAUGAUGAUCGAAGCCGAGAUUAUGACAGAAGGAAAGAUUACGAUAGGGAGGAUAGGCACAGGCACCGAUCUCGUUCGAGGGGUAGAUCUGAGCACCGGCCAAAGUCAAGGUCCCGGUCUCGCUCACGCUCAAAAAGCAAAAGGAUUAGUGGUUUUGACAUGGCACCUCCCGCCUCAGCAAUGUUAGCUGGUGCUGCCGCUGUCGCUGCAGCAGCUUUUAUGUACAAGGAGGAACCAUGCACCGGUUUGAUUGGUCAGAUGCCUGGUGCUAACCCAGCUAUACCUGGGAUGUUCCCAAACAUGUUUCCUAUGGCAACUGGGCAGCAGUUUGGUGCUCUUCCCGUAAUGCCAGUACAGGCAAUGACUCAGCAGGCUACUAGGCAUGCUCGGCGAGUAUAUGUUGGAGGGCUUCCUCCCACAGCAAAUGAACAGUCUGUGGCAACUUACUUUAGUCAGGUUAUGGCUGCAAUUGGAGGAAACACUGCCGGCCCAGGGGAUGCUGUUGUCAAUGUAUAUAUAAACCAUGAAAAGAAGUUUGCUUUUGUGGAGAUGAGAUCAGUUGAGGAGGCCAGCAAUGCAAUGGCUUUAGAUGGGAUCAUAUUUGAGGGAGCACCUGUUAAGGUCAGGAGGCCUAGUGACUACAACCCUUCUCUUGCUGCUACCCUUGGUCCUAGCCAGCCCAAUCCCAAUCUUAACUUGGCUGCUGUUGGUCUCAGUCCGGGUUCAGCUGGUGGACUUGAAGGUCCAGACCGCAUAUUUGUGGGUGGGCUCCCAUAUUAUUUCACAGAAGCACAGAUUAGAGAGUUGUUGGAAUCUUUUGGUCCCCUCCGAGGUUUCGAUCUAGUAAAAGAUAGAGAAACCGGGAAUUCUAAAGGCUAUGCAUUUUGUGUCUAUCAAGAUCUUUCUGUUACAGAUAUAGCUUGUGCUGCUCUGAAUGGAAUUAAAAUGGGCGAUAAGACACUCACAGUCAGGCGUGCAAACCAGGGAACAACUCAACCUAAACCUGAGCAAGAGAAUGUACUAUUACAUGCACAGCAGCAGAUUGCAUUGCAGAGGCUUAUGUUACAGCCCACUGCCGCCAUAAUAGCCUCCAAGGUUGUGUGUCUAACCCAAGUAGUUUCCGAGGAUGAGCUCAAAGACGAUGAGGAGUAUGAAGACAUUCUGGAGGACAUGAGGCAAGAAGGUGGAAAAUUUGCCAUAUGUAGUCCCACUUUCUGCUAUAAAGAAUCAGGCCUAACAUAUACAGACAGAGGAUUCCUUAGCCCUCUAUCUAUAAUCACCUGUGAUUAUUUUGUUACCUUUUCUGAAAACUUUGUGGAUUCCAAAUUUUCACACAUUAUAUGCAGGUACAUUGGUGAAUGUUGUCAUCCCACGCCCAAACCCCAAUGGCGAACCAUCACCUGGCGUUGGGAAGGUGUUCUUGGAGUAUGCAGAUGUUGAAGGUGCUACAAAGGCCAGGACAGGAAUGAAUGGUAGGAAAUUUGGUGGGAAUAUUGUUGCGGCGGUCUUCUUUCCUGAGAAUAAGUUGUCCCAGGGAGAGUAUGACAGUUAAUUAGUUUGUUGAAGCAUACAUGCCAUGCCUGGAUACUCUCGCCUGGUGUACCAUGGUAAUAUUCUUAGGAGUAGUAGGUCCUAGCUAAAUAUGUUCCAUGACCGCACUGGGGAUCUUCCCCUGUUUUGGAUAGUAGCUUUUCUCCCGAGUCAACAGCUUACUACUGUAUUUUUCGACUUGCUUGCAGGACGACUUUUUUUUUUUUUUGACAUUGAACAAUGGGUUCCAUGAUUGUUUUCUGUUCAUCUUACAGUGAUUACAAAUGCAAAUGCAAGAUAGUAGAAAGUCUAAGUAAAUGGGAUUUGUCCAUUUACUUCAUAGGUAACGGAGACAGAUAAUCCUAAUUGGUUUGGCUGCUGAUUCUCGUCGUAA